GCUAGGUGACUUGCGUCAUCGGUCCGCGCCGUUUUCCUCCCGCCCCUCUCUCUGGAGUGAGGCGAGAGCCCCGCACUGAGCGAGGGAGACAGCGAGCUGAGCUCGGGGCGCUACCGCCGCCGCCGCCGAGAGCGUGAGAGCGAGGGAGCAUCCGAGAGACCCAGCGCCCGUGCACUGGCCGCCGCCGAGACCUCCGCCCUAACCUGGGCCAGCGGGAGCCGCGGCCACCCCUCUUCUCCCCCCCUCGCCUUCCCGGCCGGCAGCGGCGGCUGCACACGCCGGAGCCCGAGCCCGAGCCGGAGCCGGCGGCUGGGGGGCAGGGAGGCGGCUACCUCGGGUCGGGACUAGUCGGCUGCUCCGCGGUGAGAGGACGCUGAGGAGGGGCCGGAGCUUCUGUCCGUUCCGGGGCGCGGGGCGAGGGACCCCCAAGGUGGAGGGAGGGGGUCCCAGCCGCAGCGACACAUGCUGGAGCCGGGAGCGGGGGCGGCGCCGAGCGGAGCCGGCCGGGUCCCCCACCUCGCCGCCGCCUCGACCACCCGCCCGGGGCCGUAGCAUCUUGCCCCGGAGUGUAUGAGCCGGGACCCCAAGCCCGGCAACCACCCCCCGACCGGGGGGGCGGGGACCCCGAUGUGAAGCGGAGGCCGGGGCGGCGGGGACAGCAGGACCGGCGCCGCCGUCCUUUCCUUCCCUGCCCCCUCCCCUCCGCCCCCUCGGGGGUCUUCUUUUUCGGCCAGUCGCCGGCCCCCCGGCUCCUCGGCAGGACUCCGGGAGGAGUUCUUAGAGCCCCCUCCCCCGCCCCAGCCCCGAGGGCGGCGGGGCCGGGGGGGACCCGGGGGGCCGGCCGCAGCCUCCGCCCAGAAGAAACUUUUCAAAAACAAAAUCCGGAGCCUCCCAAACGUGACUGUCUGGGGAGAAGUGGCCCGGGACGGGCAGAAGACCCAGCCUGAAGAGACCCAGGAAGAGGAAAAGAGGAGGUAAGCGGGGCCGCCGCCUCGUCUGCUCCGGCGGCGCGGAAGAGACCCGGGUGGCCGCCGGCUUAGCGAUCCCAGCCCCGCUUCUUCCUCAGUAAAGCGCCGGAGCCUGCCGCAGCUGCCGCCUGAGUCCCGAGGAGGAAGGGAAGCACCCCACUUUCUCAGCGCCCGGCUCUUCUCUAAAGUGGAGUCUCAACGAGAUUUUUAAAAGGCUAUCAAAUAUUUGGAUUACUUCCUUAGGAUAGAUUGCCAGAAGUGGAGUGACUGGGUCAGAGGAAUGUGAAAACCUUUGCAUCUUCUGAUAGUCUAGCCAAGGUCCAAGAAGUAGCAAGCUGGCUUUUGGAAAUGAAUCAGGAACUGCUCUCUGUGGGCAGCAAAAGACGACGAACUGGAGGCUCUCUGAGAGGUAACCCUUCCUCAAGCCAGGCAGAUGAGGAGCAGAUGAAUCGCGUGGUGGAGGAGGAACAGCAGCAGCAGCAGCUAAGACAACAAGAGGAGGAGCACACUGCAAGGAAUGGGGAAGUCGUUGGAGCAGAACCUAGACCUGGAGACCAAAGUGAUUCCCAGCAAGGACAAUUGGAAGAAAACAAUAACCGGUUUAUUUCAGUAGAUGAGGACUCCUCGGGAAACCAGGAGGAACAAGAGGAAGACGAAGAACAUGCUGGUGAACAAGAUGAGGAGGAUGAAGAGGAAGAGGAAAUGGACCAGGAGAGUGAUGAUUUUGAUCAGUCUGAUGACAGCAGCAGGGAAGAUGAACAUACACAUAGUAACAGUGUCACAAACUCUAGUAGUAUCGUGGACCUGCCUAUUCACCAACUCUCCUCUCCGUUCUAUACAAAGACAACAAAAAUGAAAAGAAAGUUGGACCAUGGUUCUGAGGUCCGCUCUUUUUCUUUGGGAAAGAAACCAUGCAAAGUCUCAGAAUAUACAAGUACCGCUGGCCUCGUACCAUGUUCAGCAACACCGACAACUUUUGGAGACCUGAGAGCAGCCAAUGGCCAAGGGCAACAACGACGCCGAAUUACAUCUGUCCAACCACCUACAGGCCUCCAGGAGUGGCUGAAAAUGUUUCAGAGCUGGAGUGGACCAGAGAAAUUGCUUGCUUUAGAUGAACUUAUUGAUAGUUGUGAACCAACACAAGUAAAACAUAUGAUGCAAGUGAUAGAACCCCAGUUUCAGCGAGACUUCAUUUCCUUGCUCCCUAAAGAGCUGGCACUUUAUGUGCUUUCAUUCCUGGAACCCAAAGACCUGCUACAAGCGGCUCAGACGUGUCGCUACUGGAGAAUUUUGGCUGAAGACAACCUUCUCUGGAGAGAGAAAUGUAAAGAAGAGGGUAUUGAUGAACCAUUGCACAUCAAGAGAAGAAAAGUAAUAAAACCAGGUUUCAUACACAGUCCAUGGAAAAGUGCAUACAUCAGGCAGCACAGAAUUGAUACUAACUGGAGGCGAGGAGAACUCAAGUCUCCUAAGGUGCUGAAAGGACAUGAUGAUCAUGUGAUCACAUGCUUACAGUUUUGUGGUAACCGAAUAGUUAGUGGUUCUGAUGACAACACUUUAAAAGUUUGGUCAGCAGUCACAGGCAAAUGUCUGAGGACAUUAGUGGGACACACAGGUGGAGUAUGGUCAUCACAGAUGAGAGACAAUAUCAUUAUUAGUGGAUCUACAGAUCGGACUCUCAAAGUGUGGAAUGCGGAGACGGGAGAAUGUAUACACACCUUAUAUGGGCAUACUUCCACUGUACGUUGUAUGCAUCUCCAUGAAAAAAGAGUUGUUAGUGGUUCUCGAGAUGCCACCCUUAGGGUUUGGGAUAUUGAGACAGGCCAGUGUUUACAUGUUUUGAUGGGUCAUGUAGCAGCGGUCCGCUGUGUUCAAUAUGAUGGCAGAAGGGUUGUGAGUGGAGCGUAUGACUUUAUGGUGAAGGUGUGGGACCCAGAGACGGAGACCUGUCUGCACACAUUGCAGGGGCACACCAACAGGGUCUACUCGUUACAGUUUGAUGGCAUCCAUGUGGUGAGUGGAUCUCUUGAUACAUCAAUCCGAGUUUGGGAUGUGGAGACAGGGAAUUGUAUUCAUACGUUAACAGGACACCAGUCGUUAACAAGCGGCAUGGAACUCAAAGACAACAUUCUUGUCUCUGGGAAUGCAGAUUCUACAGUUAAAAUCUGGGAUAUCAAAACAGGACAGUGUUUACAAACAUUGCAAGGUCCCAACAAGCAUCAGAGUGCUGUGACCUGUUUACAGUUCAACAAGAACUUUGUAAUUACCAGCUCAGAUGAUGGAACUGUAAAACUAUGGGACUUGAAAACGGGUGAAUUUAUUCGCAACCUAGUCACAUUGGAGAGUGGGGGGAGCGGGGGAGUCGUGUGGCGGAUCAGAGCCUCAAACACAAAGCUGGUGUGUGCAGUCGGGAGUCGCAACGGGACGGAGGAAACCAAGCUGCUGGUGCUGGACUUUGAUGUGGACAUGAAGUGAGGAGCAGGAAAGGUGGCAUCGUCCCAACGUGUAGACGACAUACUCCCUGCCCUUCCCCCUGCAAAAGAAAAAAAAAGAAAAAAGAAAAGAAAAAGAAAAAAAAUCCCUUGUUCUCAGUGGUGCAGGAUGUUGGCUUGGGGCAACAGAGCGAAAAGACCUACAGACUCAGAAGGAAAAGAGGAAGCGAUGACAAACCGCAACUGACAAGAGAGGCGCCUGCCGGCUCGUCCCGGAAAAAGCUUCACUUUGGACUGAGGGCAGCUUUGCAAAACGAGACUUUCGAAAUCAAACCAGGUGCAAUUAUUUCUUUAUUUUCUUCUCCAGUGGUCGCUGGGCAGCGUUACUGCAGAGACGUCGUUACAGAUUCUGCUAGCCUGUUCUUUUACCACUGAGACCUAGAAAGAAGCUGCAGUAACAUCCACACAGUACCGGUGGACUUUCUCACCAGAGAGCAUCUGCAACAAAAAGUCAUUUUUCUGGAGCGGAAAAGCUAAAAAGGAAAAAAAUUACUGUGAAUUGUUUUUGUACAGUUAUCAUGAAAAGCUUUUUUUUUUUUUUUUUUU
Molecule: messenger RNA, 4006 nt
Organism: Eubalaena glacialis (North Atlantic right whale)
Lineage: Eukaryota; Metazoa; Chordata; Mammalia; Artiodactyla; Balaenidae
Gene: FBXW7
Product: F-box and WD repeat domain containing 7
Exons: 14
Coding region: 1317-3443 (708 amino acids)
Biological process (GO): proteasome-mediated ubiquitin-dependent protein catabolic process; ubiquitin recycling
Cellular component (GO): cytoplasm; nucleus
Molecular function (GO): ubiquitin binding
Source: RefSeq, a predicted model, not a curated record